Messenger RNA from Lactuca saligna, 432 nucleotides. NCBI's taxonomy places the organism in Eukaryota, Viridiplantae, Streptophyta, Magnoliopsida, Asterales, Asteraceae. The record is from the annotation of a GenBank genome assembly.
AUGCAAACCGAGGUGGAGUUGACGAAGCAGCUCCGCCGAGGGUGGGAUAGCCGACAGGAAGGGCUACGUCGGCGAUCUCUUUUCUUUUCUGGUUCGAUCGGUAUCCACUCACGAAGGGGGAGAAAGGACUUCGGUCCUCUGUUUUUGUCUGCUCGAGAAGAGGAACUUGGUGGGAAGCAGUCACAAGGGUGGUUCUAUGGUGCUCGUGGAUCGCUGCCUCUUCUUCUCCGGGGAAUUCAUGGGUGUUUGUUUCUUGUGUUCUUGACUGGUAACGAAUGCAGAUGUGUGUUGACGAUUCAACUGACGAUUCAUGGGUGUUUGUUUCUUGUGUUCUUGAUUGGUUUUGAAAAGGCUAACAUUGAUGUGGAGAAGGAAGAAAACAUAGAGAACGAAAGUGUAUUAUACCAGAAUGUGUUAUACUACAAUGUAUAA